Acanthopagrus latus (yellowfin seabream) is the source of this 2546-nucleotide messenger RNA. RefSeq names its product PARP1 binding protein. Gene Ontology annotation, cellular component: chromatin. The coding region runs from base 96 to 1880 and encodes 594 amino acids. The transcript is spliced from 11 exons. The record is from RefSeq and is a predicted model, not a curated record. NCBI's taxonomy places the organism in Eukaryota, Metazoa, Chordata, Actinopteri, Spariformes, Sparidae. Gene Ontology annotation, biological process: negative regulation of double-strand break repair via homologous recombination.
GAGACAGCAACGUCAUCGGCAAUUUAAAAUUUCAAAACAGCUGCUUUUGUCGUGGACGUGUGUUCUCGGAGACAGCUACAAUAUCACAGGACAAAAUGGAGUCUUUGGCAGACCGCCUGAAGAUGAUGGUUAAAGUCUUCAGGAGAGAGUGCCACAGGGUUUUACACUCUGAGAGGACCACCAUUCAUGGAGCUGAUGACAUGCUGAUGGUGCUGCAGCUGGCUAUCGCAGAAGUUAAUAAGCAGCACGGCAGAGAGUUCAAAGUGGCUCUGAGUGAUGUCCUGAUGGCCUGGAAACACUUACUGCUAGACAAACUUCACCUGCCACCCCCCGGCUCUGCACGCUUGGAGAACUAUGAUCUCAUCCUGGAGGCAUACGAGUCCUUCCUGAAGCGCUCCAACACCGUGGACCUGGUUGAUGUCUUCUCCAUGUACAAACAGCUGAGACCGGUGGAGUCGGAUCCAGAGGAGCCCGUGAGCUCGAUCCAGCUGUUUGAGUUCUUAUCAGGCAGCAUGGAGGUCUCAGAGCUGCCAGACUCCUCGGUCCCGUCAACACCGUCUAGUAAAAACAGAUCCUGCAGCUCACAGGUGAAAAUGGCCAUGAGGAGGGUUUUCUGCUCCUAUCUCAACUUGCUCGUGAACUCCAAGAACGACAUGGCCUUGGCUCAAACCCUCGACGUCCCGAGUCGCGCUCUCGGCCGACAGGCAUUCACGGACCUGAAGCACGCUGCACAAAACAGCAACAAUUCUCUGUUCUUGACCGUGACAUCUUUCGUGAGGGCAAUCCAGCUCGGAGGGAAAGGCUACGCUCCAGCCGAGUCCGACCCGCUGAGGAAACACGUCAAAGGCCUGUCGGACUUUGUCCAGUUUCUAGACAACUUGGAUGAAAUACUGGGAGAGAUUCCAGACCCGAGUGCGUGCGGAGCCCGGCUGGUGGCCGCCAUCAGGGCAGCGCUGGUGAAGGGACGCAGCAGCGGCGACGUGGUGUACGCCGCGGCAGACGAGACGGCUAAGGAGCUGAGGGAGAGAAUCUGCCAGCUACACCAGAUCCAGAAACAGACCGCUAAUGGAGGCGGAACGGGGAUCAGCCCUGCCAGGCCAAAGGCGCACGCAAUCAAUCACGCCACGGCGUACGGAGGUCGGGACACCGUGAAGGUGCUGAUGGCUCUGCUGGACGAAGAAGCGUCGACGCCUCUGUGUCGCAACAAGGCGGAGCUGCUGUCUGAGGACCAGCCCGGCCUCGAUGGAGCCGAGGGGAUCUGCAUCCUCACCUUGUUCAGAUCCCCUGAAGUGUCUACUGGAUGUUCUCCAGAACCUCUAAAGAACCGAGUCCAGAGCCGGCUAGAGCUGCUCAAACCCAAGACCAAAGACAGAGUCAUUCGAUCCCAGUUUGCGUGCACGUACAAAGAUGAUGAGCUGCCACUCAACCGUGUGCUGGAGUUCCCCAGCAGCAGCCAGGUCCCGACCUGUGUGCACCCAGCUCCCAAACCCACAAACACGCCAGCUGUGGAUGAGGACGAGGACGAGGAGGAGACGACCACAGCCAAGCCUGAAUGUCUAAAUAAGGAGCAGAGCGCUGAGCAGUGGGGGGCGACUGCUGCUGCUGCUGCUGCUGCUGCUGCUCUCGGGCAAAGAAGUGGAAAUGCCCAAAACAGAGGUGCAGCAGGCCCGGGCAGUAAAAAGAAAAGCGGUGCUCAGACGCAGAGCAAGAGCAACAAGAGGAAGCAGGUGGAUUCUGACCAACAUGGAGGAUCAGAGAAUGAGCCUCCACAGAAGAAACAGCCCGCGGUCAAAAUGCCCAGCAAGACCACCAGCAAGGCCUCGAGUAAGAAGAAGCUGAUAGCCGGGCAGGGUAAGCUAACCAGCUUCUUCAGAGUCUAAUGAUCUCUGGUUUCAUGAAAGGACAGCGGACGGACUUUAGUAUCUAAAAUAAUGGUCAGCAGAUGACUGGAGACUUCAUUGGAAUGUUCAAUGAAUGUGUUGACGUUAGCUUAGCGUUUUGGGAGUAAUGCUCAUUUGCAUUAGAUGAGAAAAUCAAUGGCAUUCUCUCGUCUGUGCACUAAAUAUGAAGCUAUUGCUAGCAGGUGAUUAGCUUAAAGGCCCAAAACGGAGAGAAACAGCAAGCAAGCUAACCGCUAACGAGUAAAAUACAUAAAGUUGGGAAACCAUUUGAAACCAUUCUCCUGAAUUCUAGUUCCCCUGCUAACUAAGCUAAUCAGCUGCUAGCAGUAGCUUCAUAUUUGACACACCUUUUUUUUUUUUUCUUUUUUUUUUUUUAGUGAUUAAAACAAAAAGCAAGAUGUGAUAACAUUUAGAGAUGCUGAUAGACAGAUUCUUUAAAAUUUGGUGGAGCUAGGCAAACAGUUUCCCCAAAUUUGGGACCCUGUGCUAAGCUCGGCUAUCUGGCUGCUAGCGGUAGCUGCUGCUUCAAAUGUAGUUUACAAUGUAUCAAUCUUUUCAUUUAACUUUAUUUAUUUCCCAAAGUUUUGAGGCAUUAGCAUCGUGGAAAAGUGUGUGUGAGGGGAUCAGUCUGAUAGCAGAUCAUUA